This is a messenger RNA of Dujonia railenensis, 549 nucleotides long. The record is from the annotation of a GenBank genome assembly. NCBI's taxonomy places the organism in Eukaryota, Fungi, Ascomycota, Pichiomycetes, Serinales, Debaryomycetaceae.
AUGGCUGCUGUCUAUCCAAGAACCUGUUACAAGUGCGGUGAAGUCGGUCACUUAGCUGACAACUGUCAACAAACCGAAAGAUUAUGUUACAACUGUAGAAAGGCUGGACACGAAUCUUCAGACUGUCCAGAACCAAAGCAAGCUACUCAAAAGCAAUGCUACUCCUGUGGUGACUUAGGACACGUUCAAUCUGAAUGUCCAACUCAAUCCCAAGGUGCUAAGUGUUACAACUGUGGUCAAUUUGGACACAUCUCCAAGAACUGCUCCCAAGCUUCCACUGGUGCUGCUCCAGUUCACCAUCACGCUGCUCCAGCUAGAAAGCCAAUCUCUGCCAAGGGUACCACCUGUUACAAGUGUGGUGGUCCAAACCAUUUCGCUAGAGACUGUCAAGCUGGUUUAGUCAAGUGUUAUGCUUGUGGUAAGACUGGUCACAUCUCCAAGGACUGUUCUUCAGCUUCUGGUGGUGACCACUCUGCUGUUGCCAAGGUUUGCUACAACUGUGGUGAAUCUGGUCACAUUUCCAAGGAAUGUGACAAGGACAACAACUAA